AUGAUGGAUGGCUUCUCACCUCACCUGUCCGACGUAGGCGCCAACGACAAUGACGGCCAUGCCGACAAGGGCCAUGACAUUGGUGAGGUCAAGGCCGACAGCGCGCUCAAUAAGCCGCCGCCGCUCCGCGCCUUUGUCUGGGCUGAGCUGCCCGCCGAGCUGAGGAACCAGAUCUACGACCUCGCUCUGACUUCUCCUUAUCCGGUCGCCAUCAUCAAGGGCCGCCGCCUCUACAACUUCGGUACCCUAGCGUGCUACAAGCGCAACACGGAAAUGAUCUUCACCCUCAUGAACGACCACGAUUCCUGCAGUCACGAUACAUGCAAACACAAGCUCGCGCCGAACCUGCUUCUCGCCAACAAGCAGACCUACAAUGAAGGCAUCAGCUUCCUCUACAGCAACGAGCUUUACUUUGGCUCGAGAACCAUCAUGUAUCACUUCUUUAACCAUAGCAGGCGUCGCGCGAACGCGAACAAGUACGUGAAGAGGCUGACCUUGCCCAUGGACCAAAUGAACUACCACGUCUCCGAUCACAUUGUCGGUAUGGAUCUCGACAGCCUGACGUUGGUCCAAGAAUAA
This is a messenger RNA of Diplodia corticola, 579 nucleotides long. Its product is annotated as short-chain dehydrogenase reductase sdr protein. The record is from RefSeq and is a predicted model, not a curated record. The transcript is spliced from 2 exons. Bases 1 to 579 code for a protein of 192 amino acids. NCBI's taxonomy places the organism in Eukaryota, Fungi, Ascomycota, Dothideomycetes, Botryosphaeriales, Botryosphaeriaceae.